AUGCUCGCCGAUCUUUGGGUAGUCAUGCGAGAAAACCGGAGUCCACAAGGCUUUGCCAACGUCAUGAUUCCCCCUCGCCGCGUCUACAGGCCUCUAUCACGCUGCCAAGAGUGGCCGUCAUCCGUCGCCCUUGGCGCGUGGUGGAGACUCUCGGCCCGCUCGGCAAUCGUCAUGCGGCUCGGCGACGGCGACGCUGCACCACGGCCAAGGUCUCCGGCACUUGGCAAAGUUCCGACAGACCCGUUCUUGGCCGCUUGGGAGAAGACCAACGUAGGUUGCCCGCCCGCCCAGCCGCAAAAUCCCGCAGCGGUGUGA
Messenger RNA from Gaeumannomyces tritici R3-111a-1, 315 nucleotides. RefSeq lists its product as hypothetical. The transcript is spliced from 2 exons. The record is from RefSeq and is a predicted model, not a curated record. The coding region runs from base 1 to 315 and encodes 104 amino acids. Lineage: Eukaryota; Fungi; Ascomycota; Sordariomycetes; Magnaporthales; Magnaporthaceae.